Molecule: messenger RNA, 578 nt
Organism: Hemibagrus wyckioides
Lineage: Eukaryota; Metazoa; Chordata; Actinopteri; Siluriformes; Bagridae
Gene: cart1
Product: cocaine- and amphetamine-regulated transcript 1
Exons: 3
Coding region: 258-578 (106 amino acids)
Biological process (GO): cellular response to starvation; G protein-coupled receptor signaling pathway; negative regulation of appetite
Molecular function (GO): neuropeptide hormone activity
Source: RefSeq, a predicted model, not a curated record
CUCAUAUCCUACACUAAAUGACAUGAAGUACUUAAAAUAGCCCUGGUUUAAUGUUUGCUCCAUUAGGAUGUGUCAGGGGUGUGUAGAUAAGUUCAUGACCUCACCUUUUUGUGUCUGAACCCUUUCUGUUCCCUAUCAUUAAUUUUUAAUUGAACUGAUGUGAUGACGAAGAUAUAAAAGUAAGAAAUGAGCAUUUGAGUCGUCACACAGCUUCAGUUAUUCUCAGACUAAAUCCAGACACGGCGAUCAUCGACAUCAUGAUCAACGAGCGUCUCCUGAUUCUCACACUCACCUGCUAUGUCUUUGUCUGGAUCGGAAACUGCGAAGAUUUAGUUGAGAUCCGUUCACCUGAAGAUGACAUUAAGGCACAGGAGGAAAAAGAGCUGAUUGAAGCUCUUCAGGAAGUCCUUGAAAAACUGAGGAAUAAACAAAGUCCAUCCACUGAGAAGAGGUUAGGCUGGGUUCCUGCGUGUGAUGCAGGUGAGCAGUGUGCCAUUCGGAAAGGUGCUCGUUUUGGGAAGGUGUGUACCUGUCCCGGUGGAACCAUGUGCAGCUUCUCCAUCCUGAAAUGUUUGUGA